This is a messenger RNA of Periophthalmus magnuspinnatus, 609 nucleotides long. RefSeq names its product mitochondrial ribosomal protein S28 (gene mrps28). The coding region runs from base 3 to 545 and encodes 180 amino acids. Gene Ontology annotation, cellular component: mitochondrial small ribosomal subunit. The transcript has 2 exons. NCBI's taxonomy places the organism in Eukaryota, Metazoa, Chordata, Actinopteri, Gobiiformes, Gobiidae. The record is from RefSeq and is a predicted model, not a curated record.
GCAUGCUGGGAUACGUGAUGGCGGCGCACUGUAGGGUCAGGCGGAGUCUCUGGAGCUUGUUUCGGCCGCGGCUCUGCUCCUCUCUGCGCCCGGGCUCUCAUCACUUCGCCUCGGACUCUGCUCCGGGGAAGUCUCGGUCCGGGUUCGCGGCGGCGCUGGAGCUCCAGGAGGAGCUGCGGGAGGAGGCCGCAAACCAAGGCGCGCAGCAGCGCUCUGUUGGCGGACACACGGACAGCUUCGCCUCGCUGCUGCGGAGGUCGCCCCUGGUUCAGAUGGGACCUGCUAAAGACAAGGUGGUUUUGGGGAGAGUGGUCCACGUGUUGAACCAGGACUUGUACGUGGACUUUGGGGGGAAGUUUCACGCCGUGGUCCGGACUCCGGACGGGUCAGUUCUGCCCAGAGGAACCCGAGUCCGGCUUCAACUGCAGGAUUUGGAACUGACCGCUCGUUUCCUGGGACACAGCACCGACACCACCCUGCUGGAGGCACAGGCCGUGCUCCUGGGGGCAGAAGGAGGGACUAAAGCGGGACUGAAGCGGGACUAAAAGAGGACUGUGUAUAAAUGUACAGAUAAUAAAUGUGUUAAAUAAAGUGACUUGGCUCUGGUGA